This is a messenger RNA of Alternaria atra, 1377 nucleotides long. RefSeq lists its product as uncharacterized. Gene Ontology annotation, molecular function: metalloaminopeptidase activity. The coding region runs from base 1 to 1377 and encodes 458 amino acids. NCBI's taxonomy places the organism in Eukaryota, Fungi, Ascomycota, Dothideomycetes, Pleosporales, Pleosporaceae. The record is from RefSeq and is a predicted model, not a curated record. The transcript is spliced from 4 exons. Gene Ontology annotation, biological process: proteolysis.
AUGGGGUCCAAAUCUCCAGAAGAUCAUCGUCAAGGCCCUGAUGGGUCCUCGUCAGACGCCGCAAUUGCUAUCCUCAACCCUCCCAAGUCAGCCGCCGCGAGCGGACUACUUCAAGGCGUUCUCGAAGGGCAAGACGAAGACGGUGACGACGACAUCGCGCAGCCUGGACCUGACGUGAAGAACAACGAUGGCGCAAAGAAGAAAAGAAAGCGCAACAAGAAGAAGACUAAGAAAGUAUGCCCAGCACAGCAGACGACACCUCCUAGGGUGCCUCUUGCCGACCUGUUCUAUGGCCGACAAUAUCCGCAAGGUCAGGUUGUCGAGUAUGCCACCAAGAAUGAAAACCUGCAGCGCACUACAGCUGGAGAACUUCGGCAUCUAGCCGCCUUGGAAAACAUGGACGAUGAUUUCCUGAGGGAUUAUCGCAAAGCUGCCGAGGUCCACCGCCAGGUGCGCCAACACGUACAGACAAUCGCAAAGCCCGGCGUGUCUCUGACUUACCUUGCCGAAGAAAUCGACGAUAGUGUUCGCGCACUCGUUGGUCACCAAGGUCUUGAGACCGGAGAUGCACUCAAAGCCGGCCUUGCCUUCCCGACUGGAUUAUGCUUGAACAAUAUAGGUGCUCAUUGGACGCCUAAUGCCGGUGCCAAGGAAGUCUUUCUUCAGCACGACGAUGUAUUGAAGGUAGACUUUGGUGUUCAUGUCAACGGCAGGAUCGUCGACAGUGCUUUCACUGUGGCUGCCAAUCCGAUUUAUGACAAUCUGCUGGCAUCUGUGAAGGCAGCCACCAACACAGGCUUGAAAGAAGCUGGAAUCGAUGCGAGGAUCGAUCACAUCAGUGAGAUGAUUCAGGAGGUGAUGGAGAGUUAUGAGGUGGAGAUCAAAGGGAAGACCGUCCCAGUAAAGGCGGUGCGCAACAUCACUGGCCAUAACAUUUUACGUUAUCACAUUCAUGGUGACAAACAAGUCCCCUUCGUCAAAACCAAGACCACUCAACGCAUGGAAGAAGGCGACAUUUUCGCGAUCGAGACCUUCGGCAGCACGGGUAAGGCUUAUCUUCAUGACAAUGUUGGAGUCUAUGGCUACGGACGCAAUGAGCAUGUCAGUGCCACUGGGCUCCACCAUGGAUCUGCGAAGUCGCUCCUGAAGACCAUCGAUGAGAAUUUUGGAACUCUGGUCUUUGCACGCCGUCAACUUGAGCGUUUACCUGGCGUUGAGAAGUAUCAUCUCGGCAUGCGAACGCUAGUCAAUAGUGGCAUUGUCCAAGCAUAUGCGCCGCUUGUGGAUGUUCCUGGCUCCUUCAUUGCACAGUUUGAACACACUGUUCUGCUCGGGCCCAACUGCAAGGAGGUUGUCUCCCGAGGAGACGACUAUUGA